Molecule: messenger RNA, 934 nt
Organism: Diuraphis noxia (Russian wheat aphid)
Lineage: Eukaryota; Metazoa; Arthropoda; Insecta; Hemiptera; Aphididae
Gene: Dpm1
Product: Dolichyl-phosphate mannosyltransferase subunit 1
Biological process (GO): dolichol-linked oligosaccharide biosynthetic process; protein O-linked glycosylation via mannose; GPI anchor biosynthetic process
Cellular component (GO): endoplasmic reticulum membrane
Molecular function (GO): dolichyl-phosphate beta-D-mannosyltransferase activity
Source: RefSeq, a predicted model, not a curated record
AUGCCAUUAAAGUAUUCAAUUUUACUGCCGACGUAUAAUGAAAAAGAAAAUUUACCUGUUAUAGUUUAUUUAAUCCACAAAUACUUGGAAAUUAGUGAGAUAGAAUAUGAAAUUAUUAUUAUUGACGAUGGCAGUCCAGAUGGAACUUUAGAAGUAGCCAAACAACUUGAAACUAUAUAUGGAAAAGAUAAAAUUUUAUUAAGACCCAGAGGAAAAAAACUUGGUUUAGGCACUGCGUAUAUUCAUGGAAUGAAACAUGCCACCGGGGAUUUUAUUAUUAUAAUGGAUGCUGAUCUGUCACAUCAUCCAAAAUUUAUACUGGAUUUUAUAAUAAAACAAGCUGAACAAGAUUAUGACGUUGUUACUGGAUCACGAUAUAUUGGCAAUGGAGGAGUCUCAGGUUGGGAUUUUAAAAGAAAGUUAGUUAGUCGUGGUGCUAAUUUUGUUAGCCAAAUAUUGUUGAGGCCCAAAGUGUCUGAUCUUACUGGUAGUUUUAGAUUAUAUAAAAAGCCAGUUUUGGAAAAACUGAUAGAAUCAUGUAUAUCAAAAGGAUAUGUUUUCCAAAUGGAGAUGAUGGUACGUGCAAGGCAACUAAAUUAUACUAUUGGUGAAGUUCCAAUAACCUUUGUAGACAGAGUUUAUGGGGAAUCUAAAUUAGGAGGAUCAGAAAUUUUUCAGUUUGUUAAGUCUCUGCUAUAUUUAUUUGCUACUACAUAAAAUAUUUCAGCAUAAAAAUUAAUAUUAUAUAUCAUUCAUACAAAGUUAUUUGCUAAUGUUAUAAACGGAGUUUCAUUGGAUAAUCACUAUUAAUGCUAUUGUUUAUGGCCAGUGGUUUUACAAACUGUAGUUCACGGUCUCCUGAGGGUUUGUGACACUCAUGUUCAUAAUUUUUUAUAAAAAAAUUAUGUGUGUAAUAAAUAAUUUUAAAUUUGUA